Danio aesculapii is the source of this 1478-nucleotide messenger RNA. It is a transcript of the gene s1pr4, whose product is annotated as sphingosine-1-phosphate receptor 4. Gene Ontology annotation, molecular function: sphingosine-1-phosphate receptor activity. NCBI's taxonomy places the organism in Eukaryota, Metazoa, Chordata, Actinopteri, Cypriniformes, Danionidae. The transcript is spliced from 2 exons. The coding region runs from base 171 to 1340 and encodes 389 amino acids. Gene Ontology annotation, cellular component: membrane. The record is from RefSeq and is a predicted model, not a curated record. Gene Ontology annotation, biological process: G protein-coupled receptor signaling pathway.
AGAGCAUGGCUCAAUACCAAAAACCACAGCAUCACUAAUAAAGAGGUUAUCCCAAGAGGGAAAGGAUAUUCAGGACUCAUCCCUAAGGACUCGGAGUCUGAUUGCCUGGAGUCUGAUUGCCUCAAAACUCAGAAUUGACCCCCAGCGAGAUUCAACUCCACAUUUACACCAUGGAAGUCCUGCGUUCCUUCAGCUCCGCCUCGUCCUGUCCCGAUGUCUACAACUGGACCAGCAACAGCCUCAUCCUGGAGCAUUACAACUACACCGGACGCCUCCACCACCGCAAGCCCUCGAAGAAAAGCGUGAGUGCCGUCACCGUCCUGUUCCUGUGCUUCAGCGUCUUCAUCAUCCUGGAGAACCUCAUGGUGCUACUAGCCGUGCUGUUUCGGGUUCGUCUGCGCCAUCGUUGGAUAUUCAUCUGCAUUGCCAACAUUGCACUGAGUGACUUGUUGACGGGAACAUCUUACGUGGUCAACAUCUGCAUGUCCGGCGAACGCACCUUCAGGCUAACCCCAAUUCUCUGGUUAUUCCGCGAAGGACUUUUAUUCGUAGCUUUAGCUGCGUCCAUUUUUAGCCUCCUCUUGAUCGCCGUAGAGCGCUACGCAACUAUGAUGAAACCCGUCCACCAGAAAACCGCAACAAAGACCCACCGAGUCUACAUAAUGAUGCUGUUAUGCUGGGUAACAGCGUUUAUAAUCGGAUUCCUUCCACUUAUGGGCUGGAACUGCGUUUGCGAUCUGAAAAGUUGCUCCACACUUCUUCCGCUCUACUCCAAGAGCUACAUCUUGUUUGCAUUGGUCAUCUUCUUCAUAAUAUUGCUCACAAUCGGUGCGCUUUAUUUUGCGAUCUAUUGCCAUGUACGAAGUAGCACUGAAACAAUAUCCGCGCGCAGUCGUAAGCGUUCGCUACGCCUCCUGAAAGCCGUCAUUUCAAUCGUUGGGGUCUUCAUGGUAUGUUGGGGACCAUUGUUCAUCCUCUUGUUAGUGGAUUUCUUUUGUUACUCUCGAAGUUGCAGCACUCUUUUCAAUCCCGGAUGGGUCAUUGCAAUGGCCGUACUCAACUCCGCCAUGAAUCCGCUCAUUUAUUCAUUCGGCAGUCUGGAGCUUCGCAAAGCCAUCGCGACGCUACUGUGCUGCAGUUGUCUGAAGGCAGGAUUGUGCGAUCCCAAAACCUUCAUGUCCAAGGAGACCUCCAGCACCUCAGGGAGUCGACACAGCAGCUUGCGCAACAGCUUCAGCAAGGUGCGAAACCUGAGCACGAGUCCUCCGCCCGAACCGAAGAACGGUAAAAAAACACGCCUCAGCUCCACCACUUCUUGUUUAUCUGCAUCAAGCGAUUAGUAGAGAGUUUCACCUUGGCCACAGAAACUGCACCUCCUCUAACAAACAUUGUGGUGUUUUGCGUCAAUUGUAGAUGCUAAUGAUGGACAAAUCGUGCAGAAAGGACUGUAAAAGUGAGCAGCCAUGCAAGAAAAAAUA